Serendipita indica DSM 11827 is the source of this 1140-nucleotide messenger RNA. The record is from the annotation of a GenBank genome assembly. NCBI's taxonomy places the organism in Eukaryota, Fungi, Basidiomycota, Agaricomycetes, Sebacinales, Serendipitaceae.
AUGUCGUCCAUAUCUGUAGUCCAGCAUCCGUUUGGAGCGCCCACUGCAGACCGCGACUCGCCAUACUCGUUUCCAUACUCGCCUGCAGACUAUUCUCAUCAAGAGGACUCCGCGUCGGCGACGUUCACAUUGAACCCGGCGUCUACCAGACCGCCUUCGAUGAGCGGGUCUGUAAACCUUCGGACAAGGACGCCCAAGACAUCCAUCGUCGGGAGCAAUUUUGACAGGCCGAAAUCGGUGCACGACGCUACAAACUUUGGGGAGUUUACAGUCCACGAAAAAGAGCCUCUCGAAACACACGAGGAGACCGUCGCUCCGGCAGCCAAGUCUGUGAGAGCAAUCGAGAUAUGGAGAGAGAUGUUCUUGACAUCCAAUGGGAGGGACAAGGCACUCAAAUUAAUCCAGUAUUCGAUUCGAGUCUACCUUCUGUUUCACGUACGAUCCUCGAAAUAUCUACGGCGACAGCCUCAGAAACCAUGGGAGGCGGAUAUGAUAGCCGGUCUUCAGAAAGGUUAUUCUGGAUUGUCGCUCUCCCGAAAGUGCAUGAUCAUGUUCAAUUGGCUUUCUCCUCUAGCAACCGUGUCUGCUCCGGAAUCUCUACCCUCAAAAGGAGAAAAGGCGAGACCUCAACCUCUGUUGCGCAAGAUACUGCAUUCGCCGCCUCCCGUCCUCCUCGAUCUCUUGUGUGGUAUCUCCGACGACCUCGCAACAUUUUAUAAACUUGGACUUGUGCCACGACGUAUUGGCCAGAGAGCAGAGCGCCUGGCAGACCUAUGUUGGUUUGCCGGAACUUUGGUGGACCUCGUCGAAGUUGGCGUCGAACUGAGCGUCAUUGGAGGUGCAAUCAGCGAGAUCGAGGGUCGGCUCUAUAACGAGAGCAUGACAAUUGCAAGCGCAACGACGACUUCUGGUCAAGCUACGGACGAAAAGGAGCUGGUCAAACUACGACGCCAGCAAUAUUGGUCAAAGGUUCAACGGAUGAAGCUGCUCAUGGACCUCAUCUUUGUUUCGUAUGACGUCUUCUACAUCAAGAAGUACAGCGACAUUGCGAAAUCCUUCACCGGACUGGCUUCGGCAGUUUUGAGCUCGAUGAAGCUCUAUGACAAACACCAUGGAACUCUCUCUCGGUCGCCUAUCUAA